Messenger RNA from Oryza brachyantha (malo sina), 1242 nucleotides. RefSeq names its product WRKY transcription factor WRKY51-like. Gene Ontology annotation, biological process: regulation of DNA-templated transcription. NCBI's taxonomy places the organism in Eukaryota, Viridiplantae, Streptophyta, Magnoliopsida, Poales, Poaceae. Gene Ontology annotation, molecular function: DNA-binding transcription factor activity; sequence-specific DNA binding. Bases 70 to 984 code for a protein of 304 amino acids. The record is from RefSeq and is a predicted model, not a curated record. The transcript has a single exon.
CCGCAGCUCCGCCGCCGCCACCGCCAAGGCAGCUCGUCUCCCUCUCCGGCUCCAACUUCGGGCGACCUCAUGGCCGUCGACCUCAUGGGCUUCAGCCCGCGCGCGUGUCCCUCGGCCGAGGCCGAGGCCGAGCAGCGCGCCUUCCAGGAGGCCGCCGCCGCGGGCCUUCGCAGCCUCGAGCUGCUCGUCUCGUCGCUCUCCUCGGGCGGCGGGGAGCUCCACCACCGGAGGCUGCCGCAGCAGCAGCAGCAGCCGCAGCUCGGGGAGAUCGCGGACCAGGCGGUGGCCAGGUUCCGCAGGGUGAUCUCGAUUCUUGACCGUACCGGGCAUGCGCGCUUCCGCCGGGGGCCUGUCGCCGGAGCGGCGGUGGAGAUUGCUUCGCCGUCGUCUCCUGUCUCGGCCUCUCCUCCUCCGCCGCCGCCGGCUCCGGCUCCGGCUCCGGCUCCGGUGAAGAGCCUGACGCUGGACUUCACGAACCCCGCGAAGGCGGCGGCGGCGGGGUCGGUGACGUCGACCUCGUUCUUCUCGUCGGUGACCGCCGGCGGCGGCGGCGAAGGAAGCGUGUCGAAGGGCCGGAGCCUGGUCUCCUCCGGCAAGCCACCGCUCGCCGGCGGCGUCAAGCGCAAGCACCACCCCCAAAACCCGCAGCCGCCCUGCGCAGCCGCCGCCGGGGGGGACGCCCCGCACGCUCACUCCCACGCCCACGCCGGCUGCCACUGCUCCAAGAAGCGCAAGCACCGCGUCCGCCGCACCGUCCGCGUGCCGGCGGCGAGCGCGCGCGUGGCCGACAUCCCCGCCGACGAGUUCUCGUGGCGCAAGUACGGGCAGAAGCCGAUCAAGGGGUCCCCCUACCCGCGCGGCUACUACCGGUGCAGCACCGUGAAGGGGUGCCCCGCCCGGAAGCACGUGGAGCGCGCCGCCGACGACCCCGCCACCCUCGUCGUCACCUACGAGGGCGACCACCGCCACUCGCCGCCGGCGUGAACCCAAAAUCAUCCGCCGCCACCGCCUAAUUACUCCGAUUAGCAGCAGUACACGCGCCGCCUGUGUAAAUGAUCUUCACUACUAGUAGUACAAUUUUUUACUGUUGUUAUUUUUUUACCCGUAGCAGUAAAACUGUACUGAACUGUACUAGUACUAAUCCUGGUUGUAAUUUUUCCGCCUCGGGUAAUUACAAAGCAAUUUUACCAAGCAAAAUCGGGUGCUUCGUUUUAAGUUUUAAUUCUCCGUCCCACAAAAAUA